UGACGUUUCCUUAACCUUCAGUAGCAUGCGAACAGGGAUACAGUGUUUAAUUUGAAUUUCGGAAGAGAAGUGAAUAUCCCUAUUUCUAUUAGGCGAUGGCGACGGGUAGCGGAGGUUCCGCAUUCACGUCGGUGAGAGUCAAACAGGAGCCAAUGGAGACGAACGGCAUUGACGGAGUAAUUCAACGGCCGGGAAGGUUAACGACUUUUAAAGUUCCACGAGAUUUAACGUUGGGCGGCGCGGGACCGCUGCGGACUCAACGCGGAAAUGCCAACAAAAAAGUGUACACUCCGAAUUUGAACGUGACGCGGAACAAGAACCUAAAUGUGAAAACGUCCAAGGAUAGCACGUCCCGGGGACGCGGUAGAGGCGAGCGCGGCAAACUAUCAGACCGUGGAGGUCGCGGUCGAGGAGGCCGCGGCGGUCUGGUCCAAACCGCUGGUCUGUUCUCCGAAGGAGCUGGAGCUCUACAAAUGAAGAGGCAGUCGUCAGGUUCCUACAGAUCAGCAUCGUCAGACCGUGACGAUACAGCAGGACUGCGGCGACCUACUCUCAUCAAACGCGAGGGCAAAGUUGACACGUCGGCAGAAAAUCAGCAUCUCAGAGAUAUCGUGGGCGACAGUGAUGACGAGGACUUCAAGGACGAGAAGACUGAUCAGGAAUUCGUUCCAGUUAAGCUCAAUGAAGCGAAAUGGACCGUGCCCAAGCUUGAGCCCGACAUCACGAUCAAGAAAGAAAUUAAAACUGAGGAAGGUGAAAGUGAAGCCAUUACCGAUAAGUUUAGUUUUAUGAAGGUGAAGUCAGAAUUCAUAGCUCCAGAUAGGUACCCUGCUAGUUUAGAAGAAUUCUUCUCAAGGUCGCGAGCGCAACUAUUUUUAAUGCAGCUUCCAGACUCCAUGCCAUGCCAAGAAGCCGUCGCUUCAGACGAACCUUCAACAAGCAAGGAGAAAAGUGAUAGUACAGAAGAAAUGACAAAAACUAAUCCAUUAAAUAGUUUAGAAGAGGGACAAAUAGGCAAAAUAGUACGUUAUCGCUCGGGUAAAUUUAAGCUGAUUUUAGGUGAAACUAGUUUUGACUUAAGCUUAGGAACUGAAUCGGGAUUCUUACAGGAAGCAAUGUCUAUAUCCACAAAUAGAGAAGAACGUAGCGGUAAUAUGAUUAAUUUAGGCACAAUACAAGCUAAAAUCCAAGCCACCCCCGAUUGGGAUUUUCUAUUCAAAAACUGCUCAUAGCAAUUCGAAUUGAUUGUUAAUAUGUUAAUGUUUAUACGAUUAAAUUUUUGUAUUAAUUGUGUAAUAUAUAUAAUUUAAGAUGAACAAAGAUACUUUGUUUAAUUUUUGAAUAAGAACUAUUUAAAAUAUAUGGAGUAAUCUAACA
Messenger RNA from Hermetia illucens (black soldier fly), 1377 nucleotides. RefSeq names its product DNA-directed RNA polymerase III subunit RPC4 (gene RpIIIC53). Gene Ontology annotation, biological process: transcription by RNA polymerase III. Bases 96 to 1232 code for a protein of 378 amino acids. Gene Ontology annotation, molecular function: DNA binding. NCBI's taxonomy places the organism in Eukaryota, Metazoa, Arthropoda, Insecta, Diptera, Stratiomyidae. Gene Ontology annotation, cellular component: RNA polymerase III complex. The record is from RefSeq and is a predicted model, not a curated record. The transcript is spliced from 8 exons.